GUAGUUCAGUACUCACUGAAAUGCAAUCUAUCGCGCAACGCAUACAUCGGUGUUGGAGAAAAUAUGAGAUCUUCAAAGCUGGCGUGUACAUAACAAUUGGUGCAACGUUUACCCAUUUUAUUCUAAAAUCGGAAGUUCCGAAAAUUUCAUUCUCACAGCCUGUAAAUGCAGCUGAAAUAAUUUACCCUUCUCUUGUCGGCGCCCCAAACCUCCCAAUAAACAAUGAAGCUUUUCAUACUUUGGGAAUGCCAUCAUCAAGUCAUCUUCGUGUUUUUGACGGCUAUAUAUGUGUUUAUGAUCGUCGCAACAGAAUUCCAUAUUGGGUAAUGGAGCAUUUAAACCCUGCUAAACUACAUCAAGUUGAUAUUGAUAAGGCUGGAGUAGAUCGUAAGGAUUUCGAUUUCUAUGAAGAUCUUGGUGAAAUUGAAAUGUUCCGUUCUACUAACAAGGAUUAUUUGAACUCUGGAUAUGAUCGUGGUCAUCUGGCCGCUGCAGGAAAUCAUCGCCUCAGCCAUUCAGCUAUGGGACAAACUUUUAUAUUGAGCAAUAUUGCACCUCAAGUUGGGUAUGGUUUCAAUCGGCAUGGUUGGAAUAGCCUAGAGAAGUAUAUACGUGCGGUUGCAAGAAAGUCACACAAUAUGGUUGUUAUUACAGGACCAUUGUUUCUACCCCAAAAUGUAAAUGGCAAGAAAAUUGUGACUUAUGAAGUAAUUGGUAACAAUAAUAUUGCAGUUCCAACUCAUUUCUUUAAAGUGGCAGCUAUUCAAAAUAAACCAAAUGGAGAAUGGCAUCAAGUAGCUUGGGUAAUGCCCAAUAUUCGUUUACCUGAGCAAAUUAAAGUGGAUGGUUUUAGAGUUCCUGUUGAAAGUGUUGAAAGUGCUUCAGGCUGGAAAUUUUUCCCUAAACUUAAAUCUUAGCAAAACUAUUGAAAGUUUGUACUUAUAUACUUCAUAUUUAUACCUUUUUUAGUUGGUAUUUAUAAUUUUCCUUUUCCUUAAGAUAUUUUAUAUGGAAUUAUAUUUUCUUACUCAA
Molecule: messenger RNA, 1032 nt
Organism: Schistosoma curassoni
Lineage: Eukaryota; Metazoa; Platyhelminthes; Trematoda; Strigeidida; Schistosomatidae
Source: the annotation of a GenBank genome assembly